This is a messenger RNA of Columba livia (rock pigeon), 871 nucleotides long. RefSeq names its product adaptor related protein complex 4 subunit mu 1 (gene AP4M1). NCBI's taxonomy places the organism in Eukaryota, Metazoa, Chordata, Aves, Columbiformes, Columbidae. Gene Ontology annotation, cellular component: cytoplasmic vesicle; trans-Golgi network; clathrin adaptor complex. The transcript is spliced from 9 exons. The annotation marks the transcript as partial. Gene Ontology annotation, biological process: intracellular protein transport; protein targeting; Golgi to lysosome transport. The record is from RefSeq and is a predicted model, not a curated record.
CACGCCUACCACCACCCCCUCCCCUUUGUCAUGUGACCGGCGCCCGCGCGCGGCGGGACGCGCGUCUUGGGGGGCGCCGGACACGCCCCUUCUUAAAGGGGCCGCGGCCGGAGGGGCCUUUUUGGGGGGGGGGGGGGUCCCCAAAGCGACCCCCCCCGGGUCCCGCAGCCCCGCCAUGUUGUCCCAGCUCUUCAUCCUCUCGUCCAAGGGCGACCGGCUCAUCCAUAAGGACUUUCGCGGUGACACCGGCGGCGGCACCGACCUGGCCGAGACGUUUUACCGGCGGAUCACGGCGCUGCCGGGGGACCAGGCGCCCGUGUUCAUGGCCCACGGGGGGUGUCACUUCGCCCACGUUCGGCACUCGGGGCUGCACUUCGUGGGCACGGCCAGCCCGGACGCCUCGCCCUUCACGCUCGUGGAGUUCCUGAACCGGCUGGUGACGCUGCUGCGCGAUUUCUGCGGGACCCUGAGCGAGCGCAGCCUGAGCCAGAACUUCACCCUCGUGUACGAGCUGCUGGACGAGCUGCUGGAGCACGGGUACGUGCAGACGACGUCCCCCGAGGUUCUGCGCAGCGUCCUGCACAGCGAGCCCGAGGCCACCAAGCCCUUCAGCCUCCUGGACCUGCGCUCCGUGGGGCUGUUUGGAGCCGAGACCCAGCAGAGCCGCGUGGCCCCCGGAUCCGCCGCCACGCGCCCCGUGCUGCCCCCCCGCGGCGAGCAGGGCAGCAGGAACGAGGUGUUCGUGGACGUGGUGGAGCGGCUGACGGUCGUCAUCGCCGCCAACGGCACCCCCCUCAAGGUCGAUGUGCAGGGGGAGAUUCGCCUCAAGUGUUUCCUGCCCACCUGCCCAGAGAUGCGCAUCGGGCUCUCC